This is a messenger RNA of Didymodactylos carnosus, 915 nucleotides long. The record is from the annotation of a GenBank genome assembly. NCBI's taxonomy places the organism in Eukaryota, Metazoa, Rotifera, Eurotatoria, Philodinida, Philodinidae.
AUGUUUGGUCCAAUAAUAAUCUUCGAAAUAGAAGCUGAUCUUCGUCUUAAAACAAAACCGUUUGAUAAUAUAACACAUAUCGCUCAGUACGCCGACGAAAAUGAAGUAUUAUUUAUGCCUGGUUCAAUAUUUAAAGUUUUAGAUUUUUAUUAUGAUGAAAAAUACAAAAAGCCGAUAUGUAAAUUACAAUUACGAGAAGACAGUGAUCCGGAAGCAAACGAAAUUACUUGUGUGAUUACUAGAAUGAAAAAUAAUUCCAAUGAUGACGCCUCUACACUCGAUCGUCUAUUAUCACUCGAACGAUUGAUUUCGACAUUACCUAAACAUACAGAAGGUGGAAAAAAUCUUAAAUUUCUUAUGCAUUAUUGUUAUGCAAAGUUAACAGAUUUUAAAAGAAAUCACGUAUCCAACUUUAUAAAUGCAGCCAAUGCAAUAAUAGAAGAAAUAAAAUUAAGCCAUAAAAAGAAUGAAAUUUCACUCAGUAGUGAUGAGACGGUCCAAUUGGAAUCAUAUGUGGAUGCUUACAAGGCGAAUCAAAAUAAGUAUAUAAAUAAAGAAAUUGAAUACAUAUUCGACAGGGUCAUGAACAUGAGAGAUCUAAAACUGGAUGGUUCAGCUAUGACUAGUGGCCCUGGUGAACAGAAAGGUGUCUAUGAACACAAACCAAUGAACUAUAUCAUGGCAGAUGCUUGGUCAAAGGGUGAGAAGGCAAAACAUGAGUCGAUAAAACCUGAAGAAUUUGUCUGGUCAACUAUCGUCUGUGAUGGAUGUGGAAUGUCUCCGAUAGUUGGUCUCAGAUUUCAUUGUGACACAUGUGGUAACUAUGAUUUUUGUGCAGGAUGCUUAGAAAAAGAGCACGAGCACGAAUUAAAACUAAUUGAUGUGGCAGAAGAAGAUGAUGACGAUGAGAAAUGA